Sarcophilus harrisii (Tasmanian devil) is the source of this 2071-nucleotide messenger RNA. RefSeq names its product F-box protein 15 (gene FBXO15). The coding region runs from base 502 to 1974 and encodes 490 amino acids. The record is from RefSeq and is a predicted model, not a curated record. Gene Ontology annotation, molecular function: protein binding. The transcript is spliced from 10 exons. NCBI's taxonomy places the organism in Eukaryota, Metazoa, Chordata, Mammalia, Dasyuromorphia, Dasyuridae.
AGAACCGCACCUUACGCUUGCGCGGGGGAGGAAUUACGGGCCCAGGUCUCUCCCCUGGGCCUCGUAGCCUGUGGGUGUAAUGGAGGGGUGUGGCCGGGAUCGGAGAAGUGGGGAGGAAGAUAACUGGGAUCUGUAUCUAGGACUGGCGGGCACCGCAGGUGGCCCUCUGGGGUAGUUUUAUAGUGAGGCCCAACGUGAGUAGGAGAAAGAAUAGAAACCUUCUCUUUUGGGACAUGUCCGUUGUUUUCUUUGUGCCAGCUAUCCAGCAGAAGUCAUUAACCUUUUAUUUUAAUAUUAAUUUUUUGGUGUCAUGGAUCCCUUUGACGGCCUGGUAACAUCUGUGAACUCUUCUCCUAUGUUGUUUUUACGUUUAUUGACUUCUCUGCUUAUUGAUAUGUUAAUUAUGUUUAGAUAUUAUUUUUAAUAUUUUUUUCAAAAUUUGAGCUCCCAAAUCUCUUCUUUCUUUAUCCGUUGAGAAGGCAAGCAAGAUAUCAGUUCCACAUGUGGAGUCAUGCAAAACAUUUACGUAUUACUCAUGUUGCCAAGAAAAGGAAAAUAAGUAAGGGAUCAGAUGUCAUGCUUAAUCCAAAACCUUCAGAGCAUCCUGCCAUGUGUGAAAGACAUUGUGCAAAGUCAUCCUCAAAACUUUCUAUGCACAUUGAAGGUAUGCCCUCUGAGAUUCUACUGAAGAUAUUUUCUUACUUGGAUGCUGUUACCCUUUUAUGUAUCGGCUGUGUGAACAAGCGCUUCUAUUCUUUGGCCAAUGACAAUUUUAUUUGGUUCAGAAUCUACUCCGCUUCUUUUUCACCUAAGAGGUCAAACUGGGAAAUGAAUUCAGUAGAGAAGACAGCUGUAUCUUUGAGCCAUACAUCACUUCAUGAUAAAGAAACUGGAUAUUGGAAGAAAAAAUAUAUUGUGAAACAAAUAGCAGCUGGAAAAACAGCUGUAACUCAGCUUCUAAAACCUGUAAAUCCAUAUACAGGUCUGCCAGUGAAAACCAAAGAAGCCCUGAGAGUAUCUGGAUUGAGUUGGGUGAUUGUGUUGAAGGAGAAAAAUGGGAAAGAAUACAUCAUGGAGCAAGCUGAGUUUUCUGUGAAUGACACAUCUGUCACAGUUGUUUGGCAUGGGAAUAAUUGGCCACGUAUAGACAAGCUGGCAACAUUAGAUUUAUGUGGUGUGACACCAGUGUUUUUGGACCGCUAUAAGGUCCCCACCAAAAAUGGACCUCGAAGGCGUUCCCUAGUUGCUGAGUACAAUCUGACUAACCUAACUAAAUCCACUUCGAUUGGCUCUGACAGACUUAUUCGGACCUUCUGCUUAAACCCAGGGCUUCUAGUUGGUCUAUGGAAGAAAGAGAAAGAAAUGGCUUUUGUUAUGGCGAACCUUCAUUUUCAUCUACUGGUGGAGAGAAGCACUUUAGGCUCAGCCACUGUCCCUUAUAUGCUGCCGCCUCACAUUCCUUUUCUGGAUGACAUUGACCAACAAUAUGGACUACAUGGUUAUCAACUCCAUGUUGACAUGCACAGUGGUGGAAGUUCCUACCUUUGUGGUACCUUUCGUAAUCUCUUCAGCAGGAAAGAUUUCAUUAAAAAUGGAUACAUGAAGCUCAUCGUUAUAAGUUUUAAAAACAACGCACAGCAUUUACCUCUCAUUGGAAAAGUUGGCCUCUGUUGGAAAACAGAUGUUUUUGCUGGUUGUAUACAGAAUUGUUAUAUGAUGGAUGUUACCCUUUUGGAUGAAACAGAGAAACCAUUUUGGUGUUUCAGUUCCCCAGUUUGCAUGAGACCUGCUACCAGACCUUCUGACUUUUUUAAUUAUAGAGGACGUCACUUUUAUGUAACCUAUGUAGACUCAGUAGGAAAAGUGAAUUUGGAGCUGGUAUGGAUGGAAGAAACAGAAGAGUAUUAUGUUGUUAGCCUGGCUCUUUACCUAAGGAUAGAAAAGGUAAACAGUUGGUUUGGAACAAACUACUGAUCAUCAGUCUGGCAGGAAAUUGUUUUGUUUCUUACUAGUUUUUUUUGUUGUUGUUGGUAUUGUAUAAGUUAAAAUAAAACUUGUACCAUGAUUGCAA